AUGAGUGACGAUAGUUUUUUAGCUACGUUAGACCAAUUUGUAAAAAUAACCAAUCAAAUCAUUAAAAAAUUAAAAACGGAAUUAGAUUGGAUUAAUGACCAUCGUGCAAGAUGCAAUGUUGCUAAGACAGUGGGCACUGCCGCAUCAGUAGGCGGCGGGGCUGUUCUUUUAGGUUCACUUGUUUUGGCUCCUUUCACAGGUGGUGCCUCAAUCGUAGCUGCAAGUGGUUACGGCCUUUUAGCAAGUACAGCAGGAGCUGCCGUAAAUCUCACAACUGAUAUAACUGAUAUAAUAACCACAAAAAUAGAAAACAGUCAAAUCGAAAGUAUCUGCAGCCAGAGAAAUGAUGUAGCCGUUCGUUUGAAGAAACAUUUUGAUGAACUUGAACGUGUGGCCAUGGAACUAAUAGGAUUAAAUGUGGAAGAAUCAGAAGCUUAUGCUUUGUCACUAAAAAACUUGGUUUUAAAAGCUAAUAGUAUCAGAUCAUCUGCUGCAAGUAUAUUACAGCUAAGCAAAUGUGCACAACUGGCGAGUGGAACCUCUAGCAUGCUUUUACGCAAUGGAGGUACUUUUUGGAAGGGUAUGAGACUGCAAUCUGAAACAUUAAUGAAAAUACUCGGUUAUUUUGGUUUUAAUGUGGGAAAAACUGGAGCCAUGGCUGUUAUUAGAUCAAGUACAGCAAUGCUCAGUGGAGUUUUUGCAAUCUACGAUGUUUACUCGUUAAUAAACAGCAUUAAAAAUAAUCAUCCAACUGCAGAAGCUAUUUCUGGAAUGAUAACACAAAUGGACGAAGAACUAAAAAAAAUGAUUGAAUUGAGAAAAAUAGCUAUUGAAAUUGGGAAAUGA
Molecule: messenger RNA, 846 nt
Organism: Rotaria socialis
Lineage: Eukaryota; Metazoa; Rotifera; Eurotatoria; Philodinida; Philodinidae
Source: the annotation of a GenBank genome assembly